CAGGUCCCGCUAGAGCGACAUGAUGGUGGAAUCCGCCUCAGAGACAAUCAGGUCAGCUCCGUCCAGUCAGAAUGGCGUGGGCAGCCUCUCCGGGCAGGCCGAUGGCGGCAGCGGCGGCGGCGGGGCCGGAGCCGCAAGCACAGCGGGAGGCGGCUCUGGUAGGGACGUGGCCGCUGGCGCAGAUAGCAACGGCGAGAUGAGCCCUGCGGAACUGCUGCACUUCCAGCAGCAACAGGCUCUCCAGGUGGCCCGGCAGUUCCUGCUGCAGCAGGCCUCAGGCCUGAGCUCCCCAGGGAACAAUGACAGCAAACAGUCAGCCUCCGCCUUGCAGGUACCAGUAUCAGUGGCCAUGAUGUCGCCGCAGAUGCUCACCCCCCAGCAGAUGCAGCAGAUCCUGUCGCCCCCACAGCUGCAGGCCUUGCUCCAGCAGCAACAGGCUCUCAUGAUCCAGCAGGAAUAUUAUAAGAAGCAGCAAGAACAGCUCCACUUACAACUCCUCACUCAACAGCAGGCUGGGAAACAGCAACCCAAAGAGGCACUGGGGAACAAGCAGCUGGCCUUCCAGCAACAGCUCCUGCAAAUGCAACAGUUGCAGCAGCAACACCUGCUCAACCUGCAGAGGCAGGGGCUGGUCAGCCUACAGCCCAACCAGGCCUCAGGGCCCCUCCAGAGCCUCCCACAAGCAGCCGUGUGCCCCACGGACCUGCCCCAGCUAUGGAAGGGUGAGGGUGCCCCUGGGCAGCCUGCCGAGGAGAGCGUCAAGCAGGAGGGGCUGGACCUCACUGGCACAGCCGCCACCGCUACCUCGUUCACCGCCCCUCCUAAGGUCUCCCCGCCCCUCUCCCACCACACCUUGCCCAAUGGACAGCCCACUGUGCUCACACCUCGGAGAGACAGCUCCUCCCAUGAGGAGACCCCCAGCUCCCACCCUCUCUACGGACACGGAGAGUGCAAGUGGCCAGGCUGUGAGACGCUGUGUGAAGACCUGGGCCAGUUUAUCAAACACCUCAACACGGAGCAUGCCCUGGACGACCGGAGCACAGCCCAGUGUCGGGUACAGAUGCAGGUGGUGCAGCAGCUGGAGAUUCAGCUCGCCAAGGAGAGUGAAAGGCUGCAGGCCAUGAUGGCCCAUCUACAUAUGCGGCCCUCCGAGCCCAAGCCCUUCAGCCAGCCACUGAAUCCGGUCCCUGGCUCCUCCUCAUUCUCCAAGGUGACUGUCUCCGCAGCAGAUUCCUUCCCAGAUGGCCUCGUGCACCCCCCUACCUCGGCCGCCGCCCCUGUCACCCCCUUGAGGCCCCCUGGCCUUGGCUCUGCCUCCCUGCACAGCGGGGGCCCCACCCGACGGAGGAGCAGCAGUGACAAGUUCUGCUCCCCCAUCUCCUCAGAGCUGGCCCAGAAUCAUGAGUUCUACAAGAACGCCGAUGUCAGGCCCCCCUUCACCUACGCCUCCCUCAUCCGCCAGGCCAUCCUGGAAACCCCUGAUAGGCAGCUGACCCUGAAUGAGAUUUAUAACUGGUUUACCAGGAUGUUCGCCUAUUUCCGGAGAAACACUGCCACCUGGAAGAACGCCGUGCGUCACAACCUCAGCCUGCACAAGUGUUUCGUCCGUGUGGAGAAUGUCAAGGGUGCUGUGUGGACCGUGGACGAGCGGGAGUAUCAGAAGCGGAGACCGCCAAAGAUGACCGGGAGCCCUACCCUGGUGAAGAACAUGAUCUCGGGCCUCAGUUAUGGAGCACUUAAUGCCAGCUACCAGGCCGCCCUGGCCGAGAGCAGCUUCCCCCUCCUCAACAGCCCUGGCAUGCUGAACCCCGGCUCCACCAGCAGCCUCCUGCCCCUCAGCCACGAAGACGUGGGUGCCCCCGUGGAGCUGCUACCCAGCAAUGGCAGCAGCAGCCCCCCUCGCCUCUCCCCGCCCCAGUACAGCCACCAGGUGCAGGUGAAAGAGGAGCCGGCAGAGGCAGAGGAAGAUGGGCGGCCCAGGCCACCCCUGGGUCCCCCCAACCCCAGCACCGUGGGGCCUCCGGAAGACAGGGACCUGGAGGAGGAGCUGCCCACAGAAGAACUGUCCUAAGGGCCUCUUGGGGCAGGCAGGGCAGGGGUGAGACCCUCCCUCCCAGAACCCAGGCUCCACCUACCCCUACUCCACAGCCCCUCCCAAACCUCAAGGCACUUCCAGGACUCAGAAGUGGGGAGGCAGUCCUAGGCCAGCAACUCCCAAUGUGACCUGCCUGACAGACGCUCUGGGCAGGGAUGGCCCUGCCCCCAGGAGACACAGAACCCCUGGUCUGGGACUGGUGGAGGACACGGAGGGCCAGGACCCCUCCUCAGACCCUCCCCCACAUCUGGAUAUCCCCCCACCACCAGCAGCAGCAGGACCCUCCUCCCCCCACCAGCUCUCCCCUACAAGGCCCCUCAUCACCAUGGAGACCCGCAGGCGGGGCUAAGUCACCCCUCCCAGACCCAGGGCCUCCCAUCCUGCACCUGGCUCUGGCAGUGUUUUCUGGCCAGAGGCCCCCACUUCCCUAAUUUGUGCUCCCCUCUGCCUUCUUUUCUGUACUGUGAAGAAAUCACUCCCAACUCCUACCCCUGCCUUGGCCCGGAUGGGGGAACUGAAGUUUCAGACCAUCACCAGAAGAAACCGGCCCCCUUGGCUGUGACCACCCAAAAGCCAUGGUUGGGGUGGAGAUAAAUUGUGUGCCCUGUGUGGUCCAUGGGAGCAGUGCUGCCUGGCUCCAACCCCAACCCUGGCCUGAGGGAGGGACCCAGGCUGAACCAAACCUGUACCCCUGUUUUCUGGGUACUCUCCAGCUGACCCCUACACCAGGGAGCUCAAGCAGAGGCCUGGUGCCCAUCUCCCCAAGAAGACUGUGCCCAAAAAGGGCUUCUGGAGGUGGGGAGACUGAAGCAGCCAAGCUACCCUGAGGCCAGAGUCAGGGCCGGGGUGAUGCCAGGGCAGCAUGAAGCUCCCGGCCUGGACAGUGUCCACA
Orycteropus afer afer is the source of this 2987-nucleotide messenger RNA. Lineage: Eukaryota; Metazoa; Chordata; Mammalia; Tubulidentata; Orycteropodidae. The record is from RefSeq and is a predicted model, not a curated record.